AUGGCACCCUCAAAGGACCAGCUCAUGGAGACUGCCGCCCAGGCCCAGCUCGACAUGAACACCUAUCAGUCCAAGACGGGCAACGCGCGCCCCCAGGGCAACGACGACGCCGGCGUCUCUUCAGUGCAGACCGAGAACCGCUUCCCCGGGGCCUCCGUCACGGUGCAGGGCGACCCCGCCAACAACGUCUCGUACAAGCCCGAGCAGCCGGCCAAGGACCCGGCCUACGACGACGACGAUGUCGUCCCCGCCAAGAAGAUCUCGUCGCUCGGCACGCAGGACCGCAAGGACGACGUCCUGCUGCAGGGCGAGGGCGCCGUGCGGAACAACGUUGGCACCAAGCCGCCCGGCGUCGGUGGUAACAAGUUCCCCGGCUCCGACUACUACACCCCCGAGAGCGUACCGGAUAGCAUUUCGGCGGAGGGCAACAUCGCGCCAGAGAGCGUGACGCAGGCUUCUGCCGAGGCCGAGAACCCUCGGUAA
Colletotrichum spaethianum is the source of this 483-nucleotide messenger RNA. RefSeq lists its product as uncharacterized. Bases 1 to 483 code for a protein of 160 amino acids. The record is from RefSeq and is a predicted model, not a curated record. NCBI's taxonomy places the organism in Eukaryota, Fungi, Ascomycota, Sordariomycetes, Glomerellales, Glomerellaceae. The transcript has a single exon.